This is a messenger RNA of Armigeres subalbatus, 2006 nucleotides long. Its product is annotated as sin3 histone deacetylase corepressor complex component SDS3. Gene Ontology annotation, molecular function: histone deacetylase binding. Lineage: Eukaryota; Metazoa; Arthropoda; Insecta; Diptera; Culicidae. Gene Ontology annotation, cellular component: Sin3-type complex. The record is from RefSeq and is a predicted model, not a curated record. Bases 218 to 1693 code for a protein of 491 amino acids. The transcript is spliced from 3 exons. Gene Ontology annotation, biological process: negative regulation of transcription by RNA polymerase II.
GCUCGCGUCUGUCAUGAUUCUCUGAUGGACAAGCGUCACAAAAACAAGGCAGAAGAAAGCAAAAUUCGAGGUCGGAUUAUUCCGAAUUGAAAAAUUCCGUGUUCCGGGUUCCCGUACGUGCUGGAUUUGACCGCGAGUGAGUUCGGGUUGUGUGUUUACGCAUUUUUCUGAUAGUAUUUGGUGAGUGUUUUGGGUGUUGUUGGCAGUGUCGGGCAAAAUGUCUACGUCGUCCUCGUCCCAUCAUCCGUUUGGUCAUCUGAACCACAAUAACAACAACAGUCUCGGUGGAGGCGCUUCUGCCAACCAUAGCGGCGUUCAACCGCUUCAUAACAACCUACAGCCUCCUCAGCUCCAGCAUCCGGCGGACUUUGAAGAGUUCGACGAUGUGGACAAUGAGCAAACGCAGCAGCAGCAGGAACAUCUGUUCGACGACGAUGACAAUAUGGACGAUAGCGAUCAAGACACGGAGGAAGCGAGUGAGACGGAGUUGGGCUCGAGCGGUAACCAUCGGAACAUGGACGAACCAGUCGAGAUCAAGGAACAAAUGUAUCAAGACAAGCUGGCAUCGUUGAAGAAGCAACUGGAUGAGCUGCGCGCCGGAACACAUCCGGAGUACGUUCGACGGGUGAAAAAACUGGAGCAUCAAUAUAACGAACGGAUUCGUUUGAACGAGAUCUACCGGGAGUAUUUGAUCAGUUGCGUUGAGCGUGACUACAUCCUAGAGAAGAAUGCCGCGGUGAAGGAGUACGAGGAGAAGAAAAAUGAUUUGCAGGAGAAUCUGGUGACGGACUUCGAGGACCGCCGUAAGAUGAUUGAGAGCGAACGCGCCACAAUGGAGCUAACUGGAGAUUCGAUCGACGUCAAACCGACAGUAACGCGAAAGCUCCGUCGUCGACCAAACGAGCCACUUCCCGUUCCGGAGAAACGUCGUAAGCCAACGACAGGCCAGUUGGUUCUGCUGCUGGACGAGAAGGAAGUCGAGAAUGACCUUAAACUGAUCAGCCGCGGCAAAGCGGUGCAUGCCAUUCGGAAUCAUACUAACAGCACAUCCACUGCCGGUAACGGAAGCUCCAGUCAGAUCGUUAAUAACGUCCCACUGAACAAUCUGUCCAGCCCGAUCAACAGUUAUCAAUUGAACAGUAGCAACAGCACUCCGGUAAAUACUGGCGUCGCUUCCAGCUCCAAUGACAUUAGUAUUGCCGCACUUCCCUCCUCAAACCUGAACCCCAUCAACCCGAACCACACCCCGUCGGGACCGAACGCAUCAAUAGGAAGCGCCAGUCACAGUCAGAACCUCAACCAAAACAAUCACCAAUCUCAACUGCAACCAGCACAGCUGCAGCAGCAACCGCCUGUUCCACAACCUGGCGGUCAGCAGUCAUCAAAUUCGAACCUAUCACAAAACCAACAGCAGCCACCGCAGCAACAGCAGCAGCAGGUUCAACCCCCGCAACAACCACCACUGGUGGAAACCAAAAUCGAGGACGGAAAGCUGCUCUACGAGCGGCGCUGGUUCCACCGGGGCCAGCCGGUCUACGUCGAGGGCAAGGACAUUCCGCGCUUCUCGGCUAACAUCUCCGCCAUUGGCAGCGAGGCCAUCUGGGUCAAGAAAACGUCCGACGGCCAGAAGGUGCGCAUCUUCACCAACCAGCUCAGCCGCGGCAAGGUUUCCAUCAAGCGGCGCGCCAACUGAAGGCCGGAUCUCCACUCAACAAGCGUAUAAUGACUCUAGUUUUUCACUUUUCUAAUUUUCCUUUCAUCGCCCUGGUAAUUUGAGUGACUGUAAGCACACAUCUUUUUCCUUCGGAAACCGAUAUGCAAAACUAAGUUAAGAAGAGCACUUUGAGAUAAUUGCAAAUAUGGAAAGUAUUCUAUCUCACAUGAAGAUUACUGAAAUAGGCGCCCAACGAGGUGGGCUUUGAAGAAUGCAACUGUGUCGUGUCUAUGGUUUAGAAUUAGUAUCUCCUACAUAUAUCGCUAUAUUUUAAAACUGUACCUAAAACAAA